Cladophialophora yegresii CBS 114405 is the source of this 1956-nucleotide messenger RNA. RefSeq lists its product as uncharacterized. NCBI's taxonomy places the organism in Eukaryota, Fungi, Ascomycota, Eurotiomycetes, Chaetothyriales, Herpotrichiellaceae. The coding region runs from base 1 to 1956 and encodes 651 amino acids. Gene Ontology annotation, molecular function: catalytic activity. The transcript has 5 exons. The record is from RefSeq and is a predicted model, not a curated record.
AUGAUCCCGAAAAACGUCUACGAGCUCUGCCAGGACGGCCGGUCGGUAAGUUCCGAAUUGGCCAAGAACCCGAACUUGUCUCCUCGCGAGGCGGCGAAGAAGCUCUACGGCGUCGGCGCCGACGACGAAAUCGUUACCAAGAAGCUUAAGCUAGGGGAAGAAAAGCCGGGUGAUCUGCAGGAGGCUCGAGAAUGUGGGAAUUGGGGAUCGUCGAAUCCGAGUGAUUUGUUCUUGAGGAUUUAUCAUGAUGUCUUGUGUACGCUGGAGAAGAAUCCCCUGGCGGGCGUCUGCUCGCCUUCCCUCAUGGGGUCGAACGGAGUGUGCCCGCUUACCAUUAUGGCCAUGGUUCCUGAUAUCUGUCGGCACAUGUCAAAUAUAAUAGCCAGGGCGGAGCACGAAGUAUUCCUGGCGACCAACUACUGGAUGCAUUCAGAACCAACCAGGCUGAUUACCAAUGGAUUACGAGAACUAUCGAAAAAGGCAGUCUUGAACAACCGCAGAGUGGUCGUCAAGAUCAUCUAUGACCGCGGCAGUGCGAAGCAGCAGGUCUUUAACAAUCACCUGGCAGUCAAACCCGAAGAGUUUGCCGACCCCGACGGCAAAAUCAGGAUUCCGCAUCCCGACGAACUCCCCAACGUCGACAUCGAAGUCGUCAACUUUCAUCGACCCGUUUUCGGCACCUUUCAUGCCAAGUACAUGGUUGUCGAUCGCCGUAUAGCGAUUGUGCAGAGCAACAAUAUCCAAGACAUUGACAAUAUGGAAAUGAUGACGCAGUUCGAAGGGCCGAUCGUCGACUCUUUCUACGAGGUCGCUCUCAUAUCCUGGCACAAUGCUCUCAAGCCGCCAUUACCGCUGCUAGACCGACCGGCGGCUAGUUGUCCGGAGCCAACUUUCGAGGCGGAGAGUCAUGCCACGAUGUUCGACGAGCACGGCAAGUUGAGGACGGUCUAUCAUGCCACAACCUCUGUUCCUGACGGGGCCGACAGCUUGAGCAAGAUAGCCGAGGAAGGUGCACAGAUAGACCUACCUCAGCAUACCUCUCAGGAUCCGCAUUACGACCCGGACCUCAAAUCGGAGGUCCUGCGCGCCGUAGCAGCCCUGAACCCGCGUAGAGGCGAAACGCGCGUCAAUGCAAUCACUCGCCUCCUCAAUACCACCAUCCAACCGCACACCAAGGGUAGUGCGCCGGAGAUCGAACCAGCGGAUACGAUGACCCCGCUGAUCCCCAUCCCUCGACACGAUCCCUUUCCCAUCGCCAUGGUCUGCCGGCAAGCCUGGGGCCCGCCGAACAAGCACAGCCUGCACACGCCGCAAAACGCCGCCUUCACGUCGGCCCUCCGGCACGCCACGCGAUCCGUGUUCAUCCAGACUCCGGACCUGAACGCCGAGGCGCUCCUGCCCGAGAUUGUGAACGCAUGCAAACGCGGCGUCAAGGUCACGUACUACUACUGUCUAGGCUACAACGACGCCGGCGAGCUUUUACCCAUGCAAGGCGGCCACAACGAGAUGAUCGCGCACAACCUCUACCGCGACAUUGGACCGGACCACCGGCUCAACCUCGAGGUGUACGCCUACGUGGCCAAGGACCAAACCCGACCGAUCCACAACAAAUUCAAGCAACGGUCCUGUCACAUCAAGCUCAUGAUUGUCGACGACCACAUCGGCAUCCAGGGGAACGGGAACCAAGACACCCAGUCGUGGUACCACAGCCAGGAAGUCAACGUCAUGAUUGAUAGUCCGCUGGUCGUGGGGAGGUGGAUCGAGGGGAUCAAGCAGAAUCAGAACACGCACCUGUACGGCAAGGUCGAGGGUCAGGGGGACGACGCUGGGUGUUGGAAGGAUCCCGAGACGGGGGAGCAGGCGGAGGGCGCCAUCGGCGUGGAUCCAGGACGCUUUGCUUGGGCAAAGGGUGUUAUCGGCGCCGUUCAGAGGGUGAGAGGGGUGGGUGGAUUCUGA